This is a messenger RNA of Necator americanus (New World hookworm), 765 nucleotides long. RefSeq lists its product as uncharacterized. The transcript has a single exon. NCBI's taxonomy places the organism in Eukaryota, Metazoa, Nematoda, Chromadorea, Rhabditida, Ancylostomatidae. The record is from RefSeq and is a predicted model, not a curated record. Bases 1 to 765 code for a protein of 254 amino acids.
AUGCCGCUCUAUCUCACCUUCAUCGACUUGAAGAAGGCCUUCAACUCAGUUGAGACGGAAGCGGUCGUGGAAGCCUUGGACAACCAAGGCGUCCCUACUCAGUACAUAAAUGUACUUCGAGAGUUGUACAGUAACUUCACGACCGGAAUUUCGCCAUUCUACAAGAACAUCAUCAUUGACGUGAAGAGGGGGGUCCGACAGGGUGAUACAAUUUCACCCAAAAUAUUCACAGCCACCCUCGAGAACGCAAUGCGAAAGUUGGAAUGGGACGACAUGGGAGUGAAUUUUGAUGGUCGGCAGCUACACCAUUUACGCUUUGCUGAUGACAUCGUACUGAUAACAUCCAGCAUCAGCCAAGCGGAACGAAUGCUCACCGAAUUCGACGAAACAUGUGGAUGCAUCGGUCUUCAGCUGGAUCUGCAAAAGACGAUGUUCAUGCGCAACGGAUGGGUCUCGGAUGCCCCAUUCACGCUCAACGGAACGAACAUAUCCGAAUGCACCAGCUACGUUUAUCUGGGUCGGGAAUUGAACAUGAUGAACGACCUGACCCCCAAGCUGGGCAGGAGGAGAAGAGCGGCUUGGGGAGCGUACAAGAGCACCGAGAAUGUAGUGAAGAAGACCAGGAACACCCGGCUCCGUGCUCACCUCUUCAACACCACCGUACUUCCUGCUUUGACCUAUGCUUCGGAAACCUGGGCAUUUCACAAGCAGGAAGAAAACGCGGUGAGCGUCAUUGAACGCGCAAUUGAGAGAGUGAUGCUAUGA